This is a messenger RNA of Cyclopterus lumpus (lumpfish), 1106 nucleotides long. It is a transcript of the gene rnaseh2b, whose product is annotated as ribonuclease H2, subunit B. The record is from RefSeq and is a predicted model, not a curated record. The transcript has 11 exons. Gene Ontology annotation, biological process: RNA catabolic process; ribonucleotide metabolic process. NCBI's taxonomy places the organism in Eukaryota, Metazoa, Chordata, Actinopteri, Perciformes, Cyclopteridae. Bases 122 to 1039 code for a protein of 305 amino acids. Gene Ontology annotation, cellular component: nucleoplasm; ribonuclease H2 complex.
UGAGCUCGUGUCGUCACAUCCGGGCAGCCCGACUCUCAGUAACCAAAACACACGUUCACGUUCACAGCAACGGCGGACCACUUCCACAGAAAGUUCAUCAACUUAAGCCGAAUUACUCAACAUGGCGACUAAGAAGAAGCGAACGCCAACGGUGCAACAUGGCAGUUGGGUCGCCAUAGCUGCGGAUUCGACCAUCGACACACAGAACCACGACAGUGACCCGGCCUUCGUGAGACUGAGGAACCCGUCCACAGAUGCAGCAUCCUUAUACAUGCUGAGUAGCGGUGACGUGCAGCUGUUUGAGGUCAAAGCGUUUGAAGAAGAUUUCCACUCCUGGUUUGUUGGCCAGACGGUACAGAGAGAUGGGAGACUUCUCUUUGUAACACCGAUGGAUCCUCUCUAUCUAAUUAUGCCCUAUUUGAUCAAAUAUGGCAAAGAGGAGAAGUUCCAGCCUGUGGAUCAAGUGGUCAUGGAUGAGGAAUUCCCAGCAUGCUCGAGGCUGCUGAGCUGCACUCGUUCCCUGGCCUCCCUGCACCACAUCGCCGAGGAAAAAGCGGUGGGACAACAGACGUUUUACCGGUACAGUCCGGAGAAGACGAUGAAUUGGUUGAAGAAAAAGGUGGAGAGGACGGUCGGCGUGCUCAAGGCGAGAAGCGUCUCUGUGGGAGGAGGAGUCAAAUCCACCACAUACAUCCGGGUGAAGUCUGAGUCGGGCGACGAGGACUACCGACGCUACGCCCACGGCCUGAUAUCAGAGUACGUCAGCGAAGACCUGAGCAAAGAACUCCUCAAGCACCUGCAGUUACCAGAGCUCGCCAGCCCAAAGGAGACAGAGCCUCCUUCCAAGAAGCGUAAACUUUCAGACAAACCGGUGGAGGCCGAAGAGGACUACACCAAAUUCAACAGUGCAGACUUCACGCGCAAACCGCCCAAGAAGAUGACUGCGGCUCAGAAAUCUCUGGCUAAGGGGGACAAGACCGGCAUGAAGACGAUGUCCUCCUUCUUCAGUGGCCAAGGUCAAAGGCAGAAAAGAAAAUGACAGUGUAUAGCUUCUGGUUUUGUAUAGGGAAACGUUUUGUAAUAAAAUAAAUGCAUUUGAAAUUUGA